This is a messenger RNA of Aspergillus ruber CBS 135680, 330 nucleotides long. RefSeq lists its product as uncharacterized. The record is from RefSeq and is a predicted model, not a curated record. Lineage: Eukaryota; Fungi; Ascomycota; Eurotiomycetes; Eurotiales; Aspergillaceae. The annotation marks the transcript as partial. The transcript is spliced from 3 exons.
GAAGAUGAUGCUAUCCUUCGAGCCAAUGGCCACGAUCAAGUCAUGCCUCGACAGUUCAAUUGGAUCUCCGCUCUUGGGCUAGGGUUCUCGAUCACCAACUCUUGGGUUGGCUAUUUGAGUUGUUUCGGGCAAAGCCUUAUCUACGGGGGCGCUCAGACAUGUAUAUUCAGCCUUGUUGUUGCCUUUGCAAUUCAGCUCAUCAUCACUACUGAGCUGGGAGAGCUCGGGUCAGCGUUCCCGUCAAGCGGAGGCCAGUACCAUUUCUGCUACAUCUUGAGCCCGGACAACACGAAGAGAUACAGUGCAUACAUCGUGGGAUGGCUAUCCGUC